Messenger RNA from Limulus polyphemus (Atlantic horseshoe crab), 2080 nucleotides. RefSeq names its product HSPB1-associated protein 1-like (gene HSPBAP1). The record is from RefSeq and is a predicted model, not a curated record. The transcript is spliced from 7 exons. NCBI's taxonomy places the organism in Eukaryota, Metazoa, Arthropoda, Merostomata, Xiphosura, Limulidae. Gene Ontology annotation, molecular function: 2-oxoglutarate-dependent dioxygenase activity. The coding region runs from base 178 to 1476 and encodes 432 amino acids.
AAUAUAAUUCGACCAGUUGAUGCGAAGUGUAUGUAAUGUUAUAUAUAAAUUUUAAUGCCUAAAUAAGCAGUUCACUUCAAUCGACAAAGAGUCUUUACUCGAAAUUAGAAACAGGCUUUGCCACAAUAUUUUCACAUUUUGGAUAAUGCUGGAUACGUCGAUAGGAUUCUUUACCAUAUGUCAGUUGGCACUUCAGAUUUAAUGACAAUGUUGAAAUGUGAGGAUAUGAGAAAGUUAAUUGUUAACAGACUUCAAGCACCUGUUGUUUUUAAAGGCAUGAUAGAAUCUUGGAAGUGCAGUUCGUGGUUAGUAAAAGACUGGAUAGAAGCUUGUCAAGAUUUAAAAUUUAACUUUCGAGUUGCCCUGAAGGGAGAGCCAAGAUGGGAAAGAGAUGCUGACUAUAUCAAAUGUUCUCUUCAGGAGUUUUUUGACUGGGUGAAUGAAACUGCUAGCAAAGAAAGUUCAUUAGCAUCAUAUAGUCCUUCUACCCAUUGGUGCUACUCUAGUUAUAAUUAUAUGUCCAAGGUUUUUGAAAGUAUUCCUCAUAUCCUGCAGGUUGUUGAUUGGAAAACCUUUGGAUUUGAGAAUAGAAAAGGUAAAGAGAGUACUUUCUGGGUUGGCAGCAGUGGUGCCCAUACUCCUUGUCAUCAAGAUACUUAUGGCUGUAAUUUAGUGGCUCAGGUGUGUGGAAGAAAACGCUGGGUGUUGUUUCCACCAGAAGAUGUUGCACAUUUGUAUCCAACACGUAUUCCAUAUGAAGAAUCCAGUAUCUUCAGUGAAGUUAAUGUUACUUGUCCCGAUCUUUCUAAACAUCCCAAGUUCCGGAAUGCUCAUCCCUAUAUCAUCACAUUAGAGCCUGGCGAAGUUUUGUUUGUGCCAAAGUUGUGGUGGCAUUUUGUAGAGUGCCUAGAACCCUCUAUCAGUGUCAAUACAUGGAUCGAGCUGCCCAGUGAUGAGGAAUCAAGAUUGAAUGAAGCUGUUGUCCGGACAUUGAUGACAGCUUUGAUCCCAGUGUAUCAACCUGAUGAAAUGGAAUGGAUAAAUCCUACUGAAGAACUUGUUUCACCUGAAGAAACUUUACAUUAUAUUCGUAUAGUUUUGAAUAAUCUUUGUAACCAGAGAGAAAAGAACAUAUUUACGUCUGAUAUGACACAGCAAGUAGGUUCGGAUGGAAGUUGUGAAAAGAAAAGGAGACUUCAUGAAACAGGAGCAACUGGUUCAUACCAAGAUGUUACUUCAGAAUAUGCCUGGAUAACAAAGGUGCCUAGUCUCACAUUCACUGAAUUCCAAAAUGUGUGCUGUGCCAAUAAUAAAGACAAAAAAGGUUUAGAAGGCCUUUCGUGUAGUAGCUCGAACAUAGAAGUUCCCUUAAAAGAUGUUCUCAAUUCUUUUGUUCAUCCUGAUGUGGUACAGUGUGUUGUUGACAAGUUAACAAACUUGUUCACUUGUACGUCAUCAGAAACCAAUAAAGUAUGAACUAACUUGUACUUUAAGUCUUUUUAAGAAAUAUUUGUCAAUCUUACAGAAAAUAAAAUCUUCCAGUUUUUCAGCACAGAAUUUGAGUUUUUCUAUCAAACUCUAAAUGUCCAUGUAGUUUUUAUGAGUAAAACAUUUUUUUUCCAUUCUUUCUGUAAAGUAAAGCUUUCAAAUUCGUAAAAAAAUACAGUUUGAAAUGUAUGGCAUGUUUUUGUCUAUAGGUUUAAACUUAAGGUUGUGUCUUGAGUUUCAACGAAGUCUUUAACAUUAAUUUUAAUUUUAAAACCUAUUUUUGUACUCGCACUUCAUCCUUAUGUGUAAGACGGGCAUUCUGUCAUACAGUCUUACUCAAAAAACUUGUACAAAUAACCUUUACAGUUAGCUGCACUAUCAAACUUGGCUUAAUUAGAAGCAUUACAAUCUUGUACAGUGUAUUCUCUUGUUUUAUAUUUAGGAUUUUUUCAUCUCCUUCUCACAUAACCAGUUUUUUGGUCCUUCCAAAAAAAAAGACUGAAAAAAAUCUGCAGAAUUACUUUGAGUUUAAUACCAAGUUAUGAACUGUUGUAUAAAUAAUGUUAGUAAAUAAAACAUUUUUCAGAAUGGA